Jatropha curcas is the source of this 1906-nucleotide messenger RNA. RefSeq names its product V-type proton ATPase subunit B 2. Gene Ontology annotation, biological process: proton transmembrane transport; vacuolar acidification; ATP metabolic process. The record is from RefSeq and is a predicted model, not a curated record. Gene Ontology annotation, cellular component: proton-transporting V-type ATPase, V1 domain. NCBI's taxonomy places the organism in Eukaryota, Viridiplantae, Streptophyta, Magnoliopsida, Malpighiales, Euphorbiaceae. Gene Ontology annotation, molecular function: proton-transporting ATPase activity, rotational mechanism; ATP binding.
UUUAUUUUCUUAACUUAUUUGGUUAAUAUUUUAUUUUAUUUAAUUUUUUAGACCAGCAGAUCUCAGUUUAUUCCUUCUGAUAAUCACAUUCCUCAUCUUCCCUUUUACCUCUCUAUCUCUCAAGCAUCUGCUCUGUAUUGGAUCACAAACAAAAGAACUGUUCGUAAAGCCAGAAAAUGGGUGUGGAUAAAAAAUAUGACGAUACUGAGGAGGGAACUCUAGAGAUCGGAAUGGAGUACAGAACCGUCUCCGGAGUUGCUGGACCUCUUGUUAUACUUGAUAAGGUUAAGGGACCAAAAUAUCAAGAGAUUGUUAAUAUUCGAUUAGGGGAUGGAACUACCCGGCGUGGUCAAGUUCUUGAAGUUGAUGGGGAGAAAGCUGUCGUUCAGGUUUUUGAAAGGAACGUCUGGAAUUGACACAAAUACACAACUGUUCCAAUUUACUGGAGAGGUUUUGAAGACUCCUGUCUCAUUGGAUAUGCUUGGGCGCAUUUUUAAUGGUUCUGGGAAGCCUAUUGAUAAUGGUCCUCCAAUUUUGCCUGAGGCUUACUUGGAUAUUUCUGGGAGUUCUAUUAACCCUAGUGAGAGAACCUAUCCUGAAGAGAUGAUACAGACAGGGAUUUCAACAAUUGAUGUCAUGAAUUCUAUUGCUAGAGGACAGAAGAUCCCUCUGUUUUCUGCUGCUGGUCUUCCCCAUAAUGAAAUAGCUGCCCAAAUAUGUCGUCAGGCAGGUUUGGUAAAGCGAUUGGAAAAGUCUAGCAAUCUUCUUGAGGAUGAAGAGGAAGACAACUUUGCCAUUGUGUUUGCAGCUAUGGGUGUAAACAUGGAGACUGCACAAUUUUUCAAACGUGAUUUUGAGGAAAAUGGUUCAAUGGAAAGAGUGACACUUUUCCUGAACUUGGCAAAUGACCCUACAAUCGAACGUAUUAUCACGCCUCGAAUUGCUCUUACCACUGCAGAAUAUUUGGCAUAUGAGUGUGGGAAGCAUGUCCUUGUCAUACUUACAGAUAUGAGUUCUUAUGCUGAUGCUCUUCGAGAGGUGUCUGCUGCUCGAGAGGAAGUACCUGGAAGGCGUGGAUAUCCUGGGUACAUGUAUACUGAUUUGGCGACUAUAUAUGAGCGGGCUGGACGUAUUGAGGGGCGAAAAGGCUCCAUCACACAGAUUCCAAUUUUAACUAUGCCUAAUGAUGAUAUUACACAUCCCACCCCAGAUCUUACGGGAUAUAUUACAGAGGGACAGAUAUAUAUUGACAGGCAGCUUCACAAUAGACAGAUAUAUCCUCCAAUCAAUGUCCUCCCAUCUCUCUCUCGUCUGAUGAAGAGUGCCAUUGGUGAGGGGAUGACUAGGAGGGACCAUGCUGAUGUGUCUAACCAGCUUUAUGCAAAUUAUGCAAUUGGGAAGGACGUCCAGGCAAUGAAAGCUGUGGUUGGAGAAGAAGCUCUUUCCUCGGAAGACCUGCUAUAUUUGGAGUUCUUGGACAAAUUUGAGCGAAAAUUUGUGACUCAAGGCGCUUAUGACACUCGCAACAUCUUCCAAUCACUCGAUUUAGCUUGGACUCUGCUCCGCAUCUUUCCUCGUGAGCUACUCCACCGAAUACCUGCUAAGACACUUGACCAGUACUACAGCCGUGAUUCAUCUAAUUGAGAAUGAGCUUGCAGAGCUCUUUUAAAUUAUUUCAGAUGAGCUGCAAUUUGUUUAGUUGUCUGUUCACUUGGGAUUGCAUCUCACUAUCUGGCAGAAUAAGGAUAAUAGUUGGUCUAUAUUUGGAUCACAAAUUUUAAAAUUUUCCAUUGAGUGUUAUGGUCUUGUAAUUUAUUUAUUAGUUGAGUUGGUUUUACUCAUAGUUGCAAUCAGUGCUGUUUUGAAUUUUAAGGUCUUCAAUUUUCUGUUUGAUGCUUUUCUUGCA